AUGAAUGAUAUGGCUCUUGUCACUUCAACUCCUCUAUCAGUGUAUCAUAGCCUUCCCAAAUUGAAAGUAAGUGCUCAUGAAGAUAAAGGUACAUGUAUAUCACACGAACAAGAUUCACAAUGUCAGAGAUUUGCACCAACCCUUUCUGAGGUAGUUGAAGAGAUCAAACAGCUCUACGCCAUUGCCUUCCCCAUGAUCAUCACAGGCCUCCUUAUAUACAGCAAAUCUGCGAUAUCAAUGGUGUUCAUGGGAAGAUUAGGAAAAGAGGCCUUAGCAGGUGGGUCUUUCUCCAUUGGGAUCGCCAAUAUCACUGGGUAUUCGGUUAUUUCAGGCCUUGCCAUGGGCAUGGAAGCCUUAUCUUCUCAAGCUUAUGGAGCAAAACAAUGGCCUCUCAUGGGUCACACCUCCAACGUACCAUUGCAAUUCUCGUAUCUGCUUGCAAACCAUCUCUCUCUUGUGGCUAAACAUCGAACCAAUUCUUCUCUUUUGUGGCCAAUACCCAACCAUUUCAUCCAUCGCUUCUUCCUAUCUUGCCUUCUCUCUCCCAGACCUCCUCUUCCAAUCCUUCAUCAAUCCUCUGAAAAUUUUCUUUAG
Messenger RNA from Ilex paraguariensis (yerba mate), 594 nucleotides. Lineage: Eukaryota; Viridiplantae; Streptophyta; Magnoliopsida; Aquifoliales; Aquifoliaceae. The record is from the annotation of a GenBank genome assembly.